AGAGUGAAAGAUGGAACCUGCGGAUCAAUACUUAAUAGUAAUAUAGCUGAUUCUUGAACCCAAAGCUUUGCCAUUACCAAACUCUGCAGCCUUUUCUUUUAAGCAAAUACUCACACCAAAGUUCCUUCUCAUCAUUCUCCCUCUAUCUUUCUUUCUUCCUCUCUGUCAGUACUUAGUUGCUUGGCAGAGAACUCAAACCCAAUGCUUUCAGCUGCCAGUAGACCGAGUAUCUUACUCAUAAUACACACAUUCUAGUAAUCCAAGUAACUUCAAAAGUUUCACUCACACUGAAGGGACCAUCAAUGGGUUCGUUCCAAUCACCUGCUGGGAUGCGAAGUUCUGCAUUGUUAGAAACAUCAUGCGGUUAUCUACUUCAAGAAUUGCAGAUAAUAUGGGAUGAAGUUGGUGAGGAUCAGUUUGAAAGGGAGAAGGUUCUCCUGGAUUUAGAACAUGAGUGUUUAGAAGUUUAUAGAAGAAAGGUUGACAGUGCAAAUAUUUCGAGAGCUCGCCUGCAUCAAGAGUUAGCAGAAUCUGAAGCAGAGUUUACUCAUCUCCUUCUGUCACUUGGUGAACGAUCUCUCCCUGGACGGCCAGAAAAAAUGUCAGGAACACUUAAGGAGCAGCUAGAUGCAAUCACCCCAGCUUUGCGGGAAAUGAGGUUAAGAAAAGAAGAGAGAGUGAACCAGUUUCGAGCUGUGCAAGGGCAGAUUCAAAAAAUCUCCGCAGAAAUUGCAGGUCAAUCAGUAUAUGAUGACUCGAUAACAAAUGUUACAGUAAACGAGAAUGAUCUUUCACUAAAGAAACUAGAGGAAUAUCAGAUUGAGCUGCAAAGGCUCCAUAAUGAGAAGAAUGACAGGCUCCAGCAAGUGGAGACAUAUAUAGACACGAUCCACAAAUUGUCUGCCACAUUAGGGAUGGAAUCAUCCAUGAUCAUAACAAAAGUUCAUCCUAGUUUGAAUGAGUUGUGUGGAAUAUCCAAAAACAUAAGUGACAGUAUUUUGGCCAAACUCAACAGCACUGUUGAAUCACUCAAAGAAGAUAAACAAAAGCGGCUUGAAAAGCUUCAUCAUUUAGGAAAAGCAUUAACAAAUCUUUGGAAUCUAAUGGGCACACCCUAUGGAGAUCGCCGGCAGUUUUCCCAUGUCACUGGCUUGUUAUCCCUCUCAUCAUCUGAAGUGUCAAAUCCAGGAAGCCUCACCCUAAAUAUAAUCCAGCAGGCUGAAGCAGAAGUUAAAAGACUGGAUCAGUUAAAAGCAAGCAAAAUGAAAGAGCUUUUCUUCAAGAAGCAGAAUGAACUAGAGGAGAUAUGCAAUAAAUCGCACAUGGAGAUCCCUUCACGAUCAGAGAUGGAUAAUAUAGUCAGCCUAAUAAAUUCAGGGGAGAUUGACCACGCCGAUCUCCUCAUGAGCUUGGACGAACAGAUAACAAGAGCAAAAGAAGAAGCCUCUAGCAGGAAGGAAAUAAUGGAAAAGGUCGAAAAGUGGAUUUUAGCACGUGAUGAGGAGCGCUGGUUAGAAGAAUAUAGCAUGGAUGAUAAUCGAUAUACAGUUAGCAGAGGUGCUCACAGAAACCUGAGACGUGCAGAACGUGCCCGAUUAAUAGUCAACAAAAUCCCAGUUUUGGUGGCUUCGCUCAUAGCAAAGACUAAGAAUUGGGAAGAAGAAAGAAACAAAGUAUUUUUGUUUGAUGAUGUACCUUUGUUGGCAAUGUUGGAAGAAUAUAACAUGUCAAAGCAGGAGAGAGAGGAGGAGAAGCAAAGACAAAGGGAAAUGAAGAAAGUGCAAAGCCAAGUAGUGGUUGAGCAAGAUAACGCGUUCGGAUCCAGGCCAGCUACCGGCAGUCGACGUCCUUCAAACAGGAGCUUGAAUGGAGGCUUAAGCAACGCGGCCCCAUUAAACAGAAGAGUUUCUUUGAGCAUCCAACAACUGGGAACCAACAGCAUCAAUUCUGCAAUUCAAGGCAUAUCCUUUAUAAAAGAAGGAAAGAAAUUGCAGGGACAAAAAAUGUUUGCUGGACCACCUGGCUUGGCUUCUUAUCUUCGAGAUGAAACAGCUUCAGUAGUCUCAACAUUUUCUGGCCCUAUAUCUCCCUAAAUUUCAAGUCACAUAAUUUAUCUCCGCAUGCAUUGAAGAGUCAUAAAAUCAUAGAGAUUAGUUAAGAAAAGCAUAUUCAGUGGAACAUUAUGUUAGAAUUUGCAUAAUAAUAAUAAUUAAACAUAUCACAUCAGUUUGAGAAAAUAUUUGAGCAUUACGUAUCUAAGAUUGUUAAUUCUUUCCUACUACAAAAAGGUAUAGUGCAGUAAUAAA
Messenger RNA from Ricinus communis (castor bean), 2306 nucleotides. Its product is annotated as 65-kDa microtubule-associated protein 8. Gene Ontology annotation, molecular function: microtubule binding. Lineage: Eukaryota; Viridiplantae; Streptophyta; Magnoliopsida; Malpighiales; Euphorbiaceae. Gene Ontology annotation, cellular component: cytoplasm; spindle. The transcript has 11 exons. Bases 303 to 2093 code for a protein of 596 amino acids. Gene Ontology annotation, biological process: microtubule cytoskeleton organization. The record is from RefSeq and is a predicted model, not a curated record.